AUAUGCAAAGUUUUGGGAUGGAGUUAAAUAUGAUCCUGAAGUUAUAAAGUUUCAGAGAUUAAUUAAUGGCAAGGGUCCUUUAGAUACUUGUAAAAGUCAGCCUAUAUUCUAUUGGACUGCACCAUUGACCCAAGAUGAUACAUUAUAUAUGCACUAUUCCUGUCGACGAUGGAACGAGACGGUUUUGAAUAAUAAUACAGUACUUGAUGAACAGCUCCAUAUCUAUAGUAACAAGACUCUGGCACCAAUUGCCAAGCGAAUGUCCGAAGAAUACCAUAUUAGCCCACCUCUUAAUUCAAAACUUUUAUUAUCACGACAUUAUUGGGAUAUAAUCGAUUAUCAUAUAUUAUCAUAUGGUCAACCUCUCAAUACUCGACUGGGCUGUAGAUAUCUUACUCAGCUUGUAAACGGAGUGGAUGAUUAUUUAAAUGGAAAUUCUAGUGGAUUAUUCAAAAAUAAAUACCCAAUUACGGCAGAUUUAACCUUUGAACAGAUUAAAGAAGUUAAAUAUACAGAGUAUAGACUUAUACACUGGUCUUCUACGCUUUAUUUCGAAGUUUAUACGUGUUCCGAUGAUCAC
This is a messenger RNA of Funneliformis geosporum, 580 nucleotides long. Lineage: Eukaryota; Fungi; Glomeromycota; Glomeromycetes; Glomerales; Glomeraceae. The record is from the annotation of a GenBank genome assembly.